AGACCAUCAGAAUCUCAUCGGUGUGUAUCCGACUUUUAGCUAAUUAAUGCUCGUCCCUACUCAUGCGGUGCGCGAUGGAGCCCCAGAGUAGUUGGUUGGCGGCUACCUCAACAACAUGUUGCAUCCGAAAUUAGGUCAGGCUCUGCGUGUUGCGUACUACCACGCGCUCGUCUUUGGCCUGAUGGGGACCACGCUGCAUAUUCGUGGCAAUAGCCGGCUCAUCCGCGUGAAGAAGGUUUCUUGGAUAUAUCUGGCCUACAGUCUCCUCAUCAGCGGCGGUCUCCUGCUGGACACCUACUUUAUGGUGCCGAAGGCCAUCCUGGAUGGCUACAUUCACCACAACAUUGUGCUGCAGUGGAACUUCUUUUUGAUGCUGGGCCUGCGAAUAGUGACUAUUGUCUGCUCCUAUGGUCUCGUCUGGCUGCAGCGUCGGCAACUCGUGAAGCUCUAUGUGGAUUCGCGGCAUCUCUGGAGGAACUACAGGCGCCUACUCAAGCGUAUGGUGGACCAGCAGGACCUAGAGAAGCUGCAACUCUCACUGACGAGCCUUUUCUGGCGACAGACCAUUGUGGUCUAUGGAGCUCUGCUCUGUUCGAGUGUCGUUCAGUAUCAACUGCUCAGCGUGAUUAACCGUCAGAGCUUGACGGCCCUGUGCGCAAGGUUAUCCCAGCUCCUGCACGUCCUGGCAGUCAAAAUGACCUUCUAUGCGCUGCUCCUGAUGCUUGAUCAUCAGUUCCAGGCGGUGCUCCUGGCCCUCAGGACUCUCCAAAGGCGCAAAGGUGGAAAACAGAAGGCGAAGGAUCUUCGCCGCAUAGCAGCCCUGCAUUUGGACACAUAUCACCUGGCCAGGCACUUCUUUGGCCUGUACGAUGUUGCCAAUGCAAUGUUGUUUAUCAAUAUGUGUGUGACCACCACGAGCAUCCUGUACCAUGCCGUGCAGUACAGGAACCAGUCAAUCCCAUCCGACGGCUGGGGUAACCUCUUUGGCAGUGGCCUUGUUUUGUUCAACUUGUGCGGGACUCUGAUGCUCAUGGAAAAGCUGGAUCGCGUGGUCAGCUCGUGCAAUGUGGGCCCGGCCCUUCGACAGUUUUGCGAUCUCCGGAAGAUCAGCAAAGAACUGCAAAUGGAGUUGGAGAUUUUUUCUACUCAGUUGCAUCGUAAUCGUUUGGCUUAUAAAAUCUGCGGCCUUGUGGAGGUCAACAACUCCGCCUGCCUCAGCUACAUUGGUUCCAUUCUCAGCCAUGUGAUCAUCCUUAUGCAGUUCGAUAUAAGGCGCCAGCAGAUGGAAUAGGAAGUCUAUAGGUGAAUAAUUACAAUGGAAUACUGCAGGAAGUAGAUAGCAUUUAUUUGAUACGUGUUUCGAAUGGUUGUAGUUCAGGCAGGUUUCAGACAGAUGUGGAUGGUGAUUCUGAG
Molecule: messenger RNA, 1413 nt
Organism: Drosophila persimilis
Lineage: Eukaryota; Metazoa; Arthropoda; Insecta; Diptera; Drosophilidae
Gene: Gr58b
Product: putative gustatory receptor 58b
Exons: 2
Coding region: 116-1291 (391 amino acids)
Biological process (GO): sensory perception of taste
Cellular component (GO): membrane; neuronal cell body; dendrite
Molecular function (GO): sweet taste receptor activity
Source: RefSeq, a predicted model, not a curated record